UGGCGUCGAACACCAUUCAAGUUGCACCAAUGCUUCUGCUGGGAAUUUUCAUUCUCUUUACUUCUAAUUUUGCCAGUGCAAGCUAUGAAGAAGGCAUUCAGAAGCCUAACAAUGUUGUUGUGAAGGGUAGCGUAUUCUGUGACACCCAACUAUCAGAAACCGCCUACAUUUUACCAGGUGCCUUGGUUGCCGUGGACUGUAGCAUCAACAGCAACAGGAAAUGGAAGAGCGGCCAUAGCAUGGUUUAUGUUGAAGGAGAAACAGAUGUAAAUGGAGAAUUCACGGUGGAGCUUCCCACCAUACAAAACCUUCACCCCAGGAAGUCAUGCUCAGUUAAACUUCUCAGCAGCCCCCAUGAGUUGUGUGACAUACCAUCAAUCACUACGUCUUCCCAACUCGUCCUAACAUCUUCAAAUCCCAAUGGAAUGCACAUCUAUGUGUCUACUCCAUUAUCCUACCGUAAAUCCAAACAAUAUGCUAACUUAUCCUCUCUUCUUCGUCGUAGAGCUUUGCAAGCACCCCCUCUUCUUGGCAUUCCUCCACUACCCAAGUUCACUUUUCCUCCUCUUCCUAGCGUUCCUUCAUUACCCAAAUUCUCUGUUCCCCCUCUUCCAAGCAUUCCCCCACUGCCCAAAGUGAGUGUUCCUCCCCUUCCAACUAUACCUCCUCUUAAUAUUCCGAAUGUGGUUGCUCCCCCUCUCCCUAAUCCACCAACUCUCCCUAAAUUGAGCGUUCCUCCUCUACCAAGUGGACCAGCUCUUCCUAAACUAAAUGUUCCACCUCUUCCUAAACUAAGUGUUCCACCUCUUCCUAGCACACCCCCUCUACAUAAGUUGAGUGUUCCUCCUCUACCAAGCGUACCAACUCUUCCGAAACUAAGUGUUCCACCUCUUCCUAACGCACCCCCUCUCCCCAAGUUUAGUAUUCCUCCCCUCCCUAAUGCACCUUCUCUACCAAACUUGAGCAUUCCUCCUCUAAAUAUGCCUUCUAUUCCACCUUUUCCCAAGCUUAGUUUUCCUCCUCUACCCACUAUCCCUUCCACAUUUCCACCAUUUCCUCUUUUCACCCCACCUCCACCUUCUACAAAGGAUGAGACACCGUAAACUCCCAGCUUAGGGCUUCGAAAAUAUUCCUCAAUCAUGCUCAUUUUUAAAUAUAUGAUCCCUUGGCGUGAUACUUGCACCUAGUUCACAUUUCACAUAUAGGAUUGUGUUAUUGUUGUAUCAUUUAUUUAGAAUAAUUGGUGAUAUAUGUCCCAUUCCCUAGUGUUUGUUUUGCACCUUAUUUUUAUUAUAAUGUCUCAUAUAGUUAUUCUAUUAUUUUGAGUAUUUUAUUGUACUGAGAUGUUAACCUUUGUGUACAAGAAGUUUUAUGUACUUUCUUCUAAAGUUAAGGGUGUUGUCAUACCCUCGAUAGAU
Molecule: messenger RNA, 1418 nt
Organism: Cryptomeria japonica (Japanese cedar)
Lineage: Eukaryota; Viridiplantae; Streptophyta; Pinopsida; Cupressales; Cupressaceae
Exons: 2
Coding region: 30-1103 (357 amino acids)
Source: RefSeq, a predicted model, not a curated record